AUGACGGAUUUGAUGGGGAGAUUUCGACAUAUAUCGAAGGAGCGGAGGAGAAGGUAUCCUCCCAACAUCAUAAGGAACCAGAAGUACAAGUGGUAUACAUUUAUCUUUGCGGUGCUGAGGCUGCAGUUCAGCCACUUCUUCAACACCUUUCUGUUUCUUGUGUGCAUGACGCAACUGAAAAAGGAGUAUCUUGUGUCGUCUCUUGUGGCUUCUGUUGGGCCCUGGGCAAUGGUCCUGCUAUUUUCUCUUUUUAAGGAGGGAGUUGAGGACUACAAGAGGUACGAGAGGGACAAGAUUACAAACAGUCAGCUGUACACAAAGCUCACCAGCCAGGGAUUUGUGCGGGUGCCCAGCUCGAGGAUAGAGGUUGGGGAUCUCGUUCUGCUGGAAAAGAACGAGAGGGUUCCUGCAGACAUGGCUCUUCUCAAGACCUCUGAUGUGUCUGGACAUGUGUUUGUAAGGACAGACCAGCUGGACGGGGAGACUGAUUGGAAGCUGAAGCUGACCAUUCCUCGAAUGCAGUCUGCAACGUUUGACGAGCUCCGGAAGCUGAGCAUCCUCGCAGAGCAGCCAAGCAAGGACAUAUAUUCGUUUACUGGAAAGAUCAAGAUAGGAAAGUUUUCUCUGGACGAGCUGUCGGAGAUUGAGGAGGAAGGGAACGAGGAUGAGGGGAUUGGCAGGCGAAUCGAGAGGCUUCUGGAGUUUGACUUUGGACGAGAGGAGGGGAGCGUUGGUGCAUCUGAGGGACCCAAAGAUGUUUCAUGGGUCUACUCCUCGUCCAGCCAGAGCACCGGAGAAAGCGGGUCCCUGGACGAAGACCUGGGCUUUGUGUCGGAUGGCAGGGACUCUGCUGCAGCAGGAUCCAGCGAAGGCCUUGAGGUGGGUAACGAGAGCAAUGUGGGCAGAGAGACUGAGGAAGCAGAUGUCUCCCUAAAGGACGAGGAGAAACCCGUGGCCGAGGCGCUUGGAUGCGAGAAUAUGCUGUGGAUGAACACGGUUGUGGCGACAUGCUCCAUCCUCGGAUGUGUGGUUUACACGGGAAAAGAUGCAAAGGCAAUGCUGAACACUUCUCGGCCAAGGAACAAGAUAGGGAAGAUUGAGCUUGAGCUGAACGGAUACAUGAAGGUUCUGGGGGCAGGGUGUAUGGUGCUUGCAGGGAUAUUUACAUAUAUGCGGGGGGUUGGGUCGAGGCCCGACAUUAUAUUUAUCCGGUUUCUUGUUCUGUUUUCGUCUGUGAUUCCGAUUUCGCUGAGAAUCACUGUUGACUGGGCAAGAUACUGCUAUGGAAAGUAUAUAUCCGAAGACGAAAGGAUAGAGGGUGCAAUGAUGCGGUCGAACAACCUACCCGAGGAGCUUGGAAGGGUGUCGUACUUCCUUACGGACAAGACGGGGACGCUGACCAAGAACGAGAUGGAGAUGAAGAAGAUACAUCUCGGGACGAUCUGCUAUACAAAGGAGCUGAACAGGGAGAUCAGCAAGAACCUUGCGAAGGUUCUGAACGGCAGGAACGACGGAAAGGGUGUGUUUUUCCGGGGAAAGAAGGACAUCAAUGCAAGGGUGUACGAUCUGGUGCAGGCCCUCAGUGUCUGCCACAAUGUCACUCCUGUUAUCUCUGAGAACGAGGUGAGCUACCAGGCGUCAAGCCCCGACGAGGUUGCGAUUGUCCAGUGGACGGAGUGUGUUGGGAUGAAGCUGUACAAGAGGGACCGCUCGAUGAUAGUAAUAAGAGAUCCCCUGAACGACGAGCAGGAGUACCAGAUACUCUACACCUUUCCGUUUACCAGUGAAACGAAGAGGAUGGGAAUUAUAGUGAGAUACAACGAGGAGGUCAUAUUUUUCCUGAAAGGGGCUGAUGUGGUUAUGAGAGGGAUAGUGAAGGUCAACGACUGGGUUGAGGAGGAAGCAGACAACAUGGCCCGGGAUGGGCUGAGAACGCUUGUCAUAGCAAAGAAGGUCCUUAGCGGAAAGGAAUUCGAGCUUUUUGAAGAGAUGUACAACAAGGCAUGGAUGAGCCUGGUUGAUCGUGCCGAGGCCAUGAGCAAGGCAAUGGAGAUUAUUGAGAAGGACAUGAAUGUCCUUGGCCUGACGGGUGUUGAAGACAAGCUCCAGGACGAUGUCAAGGUUACGCUUGAGAACCUGAGAAAUGCAGAAAUGAAGAUUUGGAUGCUUACGGGCGACAAGAUAGAGACGGCCAUUUCGAUUGCAAGAUCGUCCAGAAUCUUCCACAGAGGUACUGUGUAUCUUGUGAUCAGCGACGCAAGCUCUGUCGGAGAUGUCAAGGCAAAGCUUGAUCUUCUGCGUGGGUCUGGAUACAACUCACUGGUGAUUGACGGACAGAGCCUAUCAUUUGUAAUCGAAAGCUGCAUGGAUGAGUUUAUCGAGGUGGCCUCAGAGCUAGAGGCGGUUAUAGGGUGCAGAUACACACCCACCCAGAAGGCGGCUGUUGCGAGAGAGCUGAAGAACAAGACAAGAAAGUGUGUAUGCUGCAUCGGAGAUGGAGGGAACGACGUCUCAAUGAUAACGGAGGCAAAUGUAGGAAUAGGAAUAGUUGGGAAGGAAGGGAACCAGGCGUCUCUGGCUGCAGAUUUCAGCAUCAACAAGUUCUGCCAUGUGUCUGAUCUUCUCUUCUGGCAUGGGAGGAACUCGUACCAGAGAACGGCAAAGGUGGCACACCUGAUAAUCCACAGAGGGCUUACCCUUACAGUGAUCCAGGCGAUCUUCUGCUCUCUCAUCUACUUUGUGCCUGUGGGCCUGUUCAGGGGAGAGCUCCUCAUGCUGUUUAUAACUGUCUAUACCUUCCUCCCGAUAUUCUCGAUCAUCUGCUCGAGCGACAUAAGCCGAAGCGUUGUUGUCAAGUUUCCCGAGCUCUAUAAGGAGCUUACUGAGAACAAGCUUCUGUCGUACAGGCACUUUUCUGUCUGGACCUUGAUAGCAUUCUACCAGGGAACAAUCAUGAUGAUAACAUUCUACCUGCUGAAGCAGGAGUUCUUUAUAAUCUCUACCCUGACAUUCACAAGCCUGGUACUCAACGAGCUUCUGAUGGUGAUACUGACAACCACGAGAAUGACACCAAUGGUGUUCAUCUCCUCUGGCAUGUCCCUUGCCAUCUACAUUGUCUACUUUGCCCUCAGGAGGGGACUCCUGAGAUACCAGAGGCCCUUCUACCUCUUUCUGCUGAAGAUAACGGUUGUAAACACCCUUGCAAUACUAGUCAGCGUGUUCCAGAAGCUUUGGACCAAGUACAUGAGCCCCCCAACCUAUUCGAAGCUAGAGGUUCUGGUUUAG
Molecule: messenger RNA, 3285 nt
Organism: Encephalitozoon cuniculi GB-M1
Lineage: Eukaryota; Fungi; Microsporidia; Unikaryonidae
Exons: 1
Coding region: 1-3285 (1094 amino acids)
Biological process (GO): phospholipid translocation; retrograde vesicle-mediated transport, Golgi to endoplasmic reticulum; endocytosis
Cellular component (GO): trans-Golgi network; plasma membrane; endosome
Molecular function (GO): magnesium ion binding; ATP binding; ATP hydrolysis activity
Source: RefSeq, marked provisional